Molecule: messenger RNA, 2679 nt
Organism: Oncorhynchus masou masou (cherry salmon)
Lineage: Eukaryota; Metazoa; Chordata; Actinopteri; Salmoniformes; Salmonidae
Product: serine/threonine-protein kinase PLK2-like
Exons: 12
Coding region: 46-2037 (663 amino acids)
Biological process (GO): protein phosphorylation; mitotic spindle organization
Cellular component (GO): cytoplasm; nucleus; spindle pole
Molecular function (GO): ATP binding; protein binding; protein serine/threonine kinase activity
Source: RefSeq, a predicted model, not a curated record
CGUUCCACAUCAAAUACAGCAAGUCUCUCUCACUAUAGAGUAGACAUGGAUAUACUCAGGAGUAUCGCUCACCAACCCACCAUGUGUGAACACUCGGUGAACAAGCCCUCCGAGAUCAAGAGGAAGAAGUCAGAGGAGCAAAUUCAAGCCACACAAGAGUUGUCACGGAUUAUUACGGAUCCAACAAAGGGGAAAUGCUAUUGCCGAGGAAAAGUUCUGGGCAAGGGAGGAUUUGCCAAAUGUUAUGAAUUCACAGAUUUGGCAUCAGGCAAAGUGUAUGCUGCAAAGAUCAUUCCACACACGCGGGUCUCCAAGCCGCACCAAAGGGAAAAGAUUGACAGAGAGAUUGAGCUGCACAGAAUUCUCCACCAUAAGCACAUUGUGCACUUCUACCACCACUUUGAGGACAAAGACAACAUCUACAUUCUCUUGGAAUACUGCAGUCGACGAUCACUGGCCCACAUCCUGAAGGCUCGGAAAGUACUGACAGAGCCUGAGGUGAGAUACUACCUCCGACAGAUCGUCUCCGGGUUGAGGUACCUCCACGAACAGGAGAUCCUGCACAGAGACCUGAAACUGGGCAAUUUCUUCAUCAAUGAGUCUAUGGACCUGAAGGUAGGGGACUUUGGCCUGGCUGCCAAGCUGGAGCCCGUUGAGAACCGAAGGAGGACGAUAUGUGGCACGCCCAACUACCUGUCCCCUGAGGUGCUCAACAAGCAGGGCCACGGCUGUGAGUCGGACAUCUGGGCCCUGGGAUGCGUCAUGUACGUUUGCUUUGGAUACUUCCAUGUUCACAGUCACCUCAAUAGAGCCUCUUGCUUCAUUCAGAUUCAUUGUGAACACAAGGCACGCUACACGCUGCCCUCCUCCCUGACGACCCAGGCCAAACAGCUGAUCAGCAGGAUGCUGGCCAAGAGCCCUGCAGACAGACCACACCUGGAAGACAUCCUCAGACACGACUUCUUCACCCAGGGGUUCACUCCAGACAAGCUGUCGGCCAGCUGCUGCCACACGGCUCCAGACCUCCACCACACCAGCCCUGCCAAGAGCUUCUUCAAGAAGGCUGCGGCCGCCCUGUUCGGAGGGGGCAAGAAGGACAAAGCCAAGUACUUGGGGACUUUGAAUAGAAUGGCCAAAGAGGAAGAGGAGCUCACCAGGCUGCGGAAUGACCUGAGGAAGACGUCUAUCAGCCAGCCUCUCUCCAGAUCGGCAUCUGAGAACAGCAGCAAGCCCCCUGUGGCCCCCACCGUGGCCAGGCCAGCAGCCUCUGUCAAGGAAGGGGUCAACGGCACCAACAAGCAGCAGCUGAGGGACACAAUCCGUUUGAUUGUCAGAGGCACCCUGGGCAGCUGCAGUAGUGAAUGUCUUGAGGACAGUACCAUGGGCAGUGUAGCAGACACCGUGGCCCGGGUGCUGAAAGGGUGUCUGGAGAAUAUGCCGGAAGCGGCUGACCUUCCCAAAGAGAAUCUGGGCAGCAGCUUCCAGUGGGUGACCAAAUGGGUGGACUACUCCAACAAGUAUGGCUUUGGCUACCAGCUGUCGGACCACACCGUGGGAGUCCUCUUCAACAAUGGCACACACAUGAGUCUGCUGGCAGAUAAGAGGACCGUUCACUACUAUGCCGAGCUGGGCCAUUGUUCUGUCUUCUCCACCUGCGAGGCUCCAGAGCCAUUCAUAGGCCAGGUCACCAUUUUGAAAUACUUUGCCCAUUACAUGGAGGAGAACCUUAUGGAUGGUGGAGACUUGCCCAAUGUGACAGACCCCAGGGCCCCCAGGCUCUACCUGCUGCAGUGGCUGAAGUCAGACCGGGCCCUCAUGAUGCUCUUUAACGACGGCACCUUCCAGGUGAACUUCUACCAUGACCACACCAAGAUCCUCCUAUGCAGACAGAAUGAUGAGUACCUGCUCACCUACAUCAACGAGGAGCGCAUCUCCACCAACAUGCGCCUGAGCACCCUCCUAACGGCCGGCUGCAGCGCUGACCUGUGCAGUCGCAUGGAGUACGCACUCAACAUGCUGCUGCAGAGGUGCAACUGAAGAACCAAGGCUGCAGCCAUUUUGGGGGCUUUGGUGUUUGCGUGAGAGGUCAAGGUUUAACGGGAGAACUUGUUAAUUGACGUGGCUCUGUUGUGGUGGGAAGUCUGUGGCAGCAUGGAUGGAAUGGAGGUACAAAGAACGCAUCCCUUCAUGGAAAGCAAAGAGAAAAGGCUGGUAAGAGGAGAUGGACAAUGCUGGGCUGGAUCCAGACGAUACAUUGCAAAAAGGAACUGAAACGCUAAUGUUUUUUUUAAAGGACAAUCUUUUUGUGUGGUUGCGGAGUUAGGUGUUUUGGUUAAGGCGAGGCUUCAACAGGGUGGGGUUGAAUUGAGUAGCUCUCUGCAGGGCAGAGGAGGAAACGUGUUACUGUGAAAACAUUCCACAACACUAGGUGGGGAGUUGGCUUCUAGCCAGGUAGUCUUUUGCUAAGCCAAUGGCGUGGCUACAACUAUGCCCUACUGUGACAUCAAAGGUAGAGAAAGCCAGAGGACCUUCUGGACCAAUGCCAUUUCACAUAGUGUACAUGACUAGAUUAAUUUAUUACAUGGUGCAGUAUUUAUUUAAUAAACAAACCCUCUUUGUAUAUAUUUUGUGACUGCUGUUUUAAAUGUCAUGAUUUUCAUUAAAUCAUAAUGAUGUUGC